Messenger RNA from Ficedula albicollis (Collared flycatcher), 1524 nucleotides. RefSeq names its product WD repeat domain 73 (gene WDR73). Bases 1 to 1209 code for a protein of 402 amino acids. Lineage: Eukaryota; Metazoa; Chordata; Aves; Passeriformes; Muscicapidae. The record is from RefSeq and is a predicted model, not a curated record. The transcript has 7 exons. Gene Ontology annotation, cellular component: spindle pole; cytosol. Gene Ontology annotation, biological process: cytoplasmic microtubule organization. Gene Ontology annotation, molecular function: protein binding.
AUGGAGGCGGCGGACGAGUGGCUGCUGCAGUCGCUGCGACUAAGUGGAGCUAAGUGGCUGGAGCUGUUCCGGCUUCAGGGUGUGGGGCUCCAUGGACUGCGCGGUCACUCGGGUUUGUGUCAGGGAGGGCGGGCUGGGCAGGGGGGCAGCCCUCACCGUGUUCCUGGCUCUUCAUGCCCACCCCACGAAGGUGUCUGUGUAGCCGGGUAUGGACAGUCUGAUGGGAACGAGAUCCUGCAGCUGAUCCCACCGCCAACGCUGCUGACAAAGGAGACCCAGGGCCUGUGUCCAGAGAGAGAUUUCAAGGUAGAAUGUGGUGGAUUUUCAGAGCGCCCAGUGUACAGCCUGAAAUAUGUGCCAAACACCAGCUUGCUGGUAACCAGUGGCCCACCCGACAGCUCCCUCCAGGUCUGGCAGGUGUCAGCAGAGAACUCUGAUGUUAUUAAAUCUGUAAGCACCAUAGCAACAGAAAGUGGCACUGGGCAAUCCUGGGCUAAAAUUGCCACCAUUUCAGCCAGAGCCCCAUGGGUCCUUCAUGGCUCAAGACUUGACAGAGUCCAAAUUACAGAGGUUGAAUCAAGGAAAAAUGUCUACACAGCAGCUUCCAGAGGCAGCGAGGAGCUCAGCAACCUGGCCUUCCUGGACUGCAACACGGUGCUGCUGUGCUGCGCCACAGGCCGGCUGUGCCUGGCCGACACCCGGCAGCCGCAGAGCCUCGUGGAGGCCGCCUCGGUGCCCUCGGCGCCCUGCAGCGAGCAGUGGUGCAUGGGCACCAGGCAUGCAGCUCAGGGCUUGGAGCCGAGCUCCCAGCCCGUGGCUCGCCUCUCGAGCAGGGGGCUCCUAACCCUGACAGACCUCAGGAAAACCUCAGAGCUCUUGGCCUUGGCAAAGGCCAGAGUCUCCUCUCCUGGCUCAGAGUUCCUGUGCGUCUCCUGGGCUCCUGCUCUAGAAGGCUACCUUGCCAUUUCAGGUUUUGAUGGCACCGUGCAUGUGUACGACACGCAGAGCUGGGACAGCUCUGGCAGGGAAGCAGAGCCCAUCUUCGUUCACAGAGGCCACGCAUUUGGCGGAGCAGGUGGCAGUGAGGACCCUCCCCUGGUUACUGUGCACACAUGGCACCUGCAGAAACCCAGAACUUUGUUGUCAGCAGCGAGCGAUGGUUCCUUGCAUGUCUGGGACUGGGUUCAGCCCUGUGGGAAGUGUGGGUAGGUGGUGUUUGGGUGAGAUGGGGCAUUUCCUGCCUCUGCUCUAGUUUGCGUGGGCUGCAGGGUGUGUGUUUGCCUGCAGAUACUGUUUGGAGACUGUUGCAGUGAGCAGAACAACUGUAAAAUUUCUAUUUUAAUAGUAGUAAAAAUUUUGGCUAUGUUACUUGUUCUCCUGUGUACCAGCCUUCAGUUGAGAGCUGUGCCUGUGGUUCUGACUGGCUGCUGGCAGAGAACAUUUGCUGUUGUUUGAUCAUAGGCUUGUGUCAUGUCUGCAGAAAGGGAGAGUAACAAAAAGGAGAGAGACUUGACAAGGGCCUAG